This is a messenger RNA of Chara braunii, 1370 nucleotides long. The record is from the annotation of a GenBank genome assembly. NCBI's taxonomy places the organism in Eukaryota, Viridiplantae, Streptophyta, Charophyceae, Charales, Characeae.
CGUUAAAGAGAGGGAGGGUUCAUUCUAAAGGACUGAACGUAACUUCCUACGUGGCGAUGACAGGGGGAAAUUGCACAGUGGCUGAUCAACAAAGGAGAGGACAGUAUUAUGAUCCGAGGAACAGCAUAUAAAAUGUUGUUUACACCUUGGAUGACAUGUCGAGAGCUUGAGGAGAGGAGGAGACCGGAGGACGCAUCCAAGUUUUGGGUGAUGGCCUUCUGUGUUCCGCUAAGAGCCAUGUUCCCAAUUGCGGAUGCUAUCGAGCAAAGCAUGGGAAAGAUCAUUAACGCAAUCCCACCUCAGCCUGAUCCUACACGGCCUAAACUGAUGAAUAUGAAAUUUGAGUUGGCUCCAGAGGCGGAGGGAGGUUUUGCUCCUCUGCUCCCGCUGCGGCUAGAUGACGGGGAGAAUAUUAAUGUGGAGCUAGUAUGUAAGCACACGCCCUGGUGUGACAGAUGCAAGUGGUGGAACCACACGGCGACGGAUGGUUGUCCUAAAUUGGUUCAACAACAGGAGGGAUGGGAUGCAGAGGGAGAUACAGGAGAUAACUUUCCUCAGAGGAACAGACAGCAGCUUCCUUCAAGCAUAUUGGGUGGAAUCAAGGAAGCAGCGAAGGAUCUGCCUGUGGAAAUUCCACGACAUACGAUGGCGGAAUCGUCCAUUCGAGCUGCCUCUAGAGCACAGGUGCCCCGAGGUUCAGGGAGAAUGGGUCAUGACAGGAGAACCUGGUUGCAGCAGCCUCAGGGACUGAUGGCGCACCAACAAAUGAAUGGGGUUCUACAGCAGCAAGGCAUGCCAGCGGUCCCAGGAUACCAAGCUGGUCCUUCAGGGGCAGGAUUUGUUCCUUACAUACCAAGUAUGGUAGCGACAGAUCACCAAGGUUUUGGACCAGGAAUCCCAGGAAUACAAAAUUAUCAAGGGAUCUGGAAUGCCAUGGGGGAGCAGGCUUGGCAAUCAUCCAUCUUGGCGGCAACAGAAAUCCUCUCCGCAGAGAUGCUGGGACAGACGCCUACUCCAGAGAACUUGCAAAACUUGCAAAAUCCAGGACAGGCACGUGGACAAGAAUUAACCAGAGAUCUAGUGGUGGUACAGGAAGUACGUGGAGACGUAAGCGGGGCAGACGAAGAUCAAGGAAGGCAGCAGUUGAAGGAUAGGAGAAUGCGAGGAGACUGCGUUUGAAGAUCAUAAGGAAAGGAGUUAGUGAUGUGCAUGGGAGGUGAUGAGAAUAAUGGACAGACAGCAGAAGAAGAUCAAGAACAGGAAGGGACGAAGGAAUGGUGGGGGAAGAAAUUGUGGGUGACUCUCCCCUUAACAUUCAUGACGGAGUUGUCAGUUUAAUGGGAGAAGACCAACAAAUGAUGGACCAUUUG